AUGACCAACACGGAAUCAGUCAUUAUCGUUGGGAGUGGUAUUGUAGGUUCUUCUCUCGCCUACUUCCUCUCCAAAUCCCCUACUACGAGAUCCAUCACCAUCAUCGAUCGGUCUUUUACUUCUCUACUUGGUUCUAGUGGAAUCGCUCCCGGUUUUAUAGGGCAGUUCAACGAGUCCGAAGUUCUCACCAAACUGGCUGUCGAUAGCGUGUCAGAAUAUGUCAAAAUCCCUGGAGGUUUUGAUCGCGUUGGGGGAUUGGAGAUAGCCUUCAAAGAUGAAGGCAUCAACCGACUAAAGACGAGAUACAAAGAUGCAGAGAAGUUAGGACUGCCAGCGGCUAUGAUGAGUAUGGAAGAAGCUCACAAACUAGCACCUGAUCUGGUGAAAGAAUCAGCUGCUGGGUCAGCCUUGUUCUUUGGCUCAGAUGGGACAGCCAAUGCUGCCAAAAUCACAACCUGGUAUCAGGAUGAAGCGAGGAAAAAUGGCGUCAAAAUUGUUGAAGCGGACGUGCAAAAGCUCUCUAUCUCGGACAGUCGCAUCACAGGCGUCUUCAUCAAAGAGAGCGACACUAUCCAACAACUCAGCGCGAACAAGGUGAUCCUCACCACAGGCAUUUGGGCACAAGGCCUAACAUCAGAACUCGACUUCCCCGUACCUGUUAUCCCAGUUGGCCAUCCUUAUAUGCAUGCUCAAACCCGCUGUCCUCUACCCCAUAAAAUUCCAUUCGUCAGAUGGCCGGAGCAUCAUAUAUAUGCUAGGGAUCACGGUGUCAAUUUUGGCAUUGGAAGUUACGAUCACGCACCCAUCUGUCAAAAUCCAGGAGAUUCUGCAACGGGAGAAUGGGUAGAAUCGUUUGAAGAACCGCUUAAGUUUGCAAGAGAUCUACUACCAUCGGCUGCACAGCAGGAGUUCAAAGAUGGUAGGAAGUUUAAUGGCGUUUUCUCGAUGACCCCGGAUAACAUGCCGCUGGCUGGCAGGAUUAAAUCCGUUGACGGACUUUUUACGAGCGUUGCAGUUUGGGUUACGCACGCUGCGGGAUGUGCCAAGUUCUUGGUUGAUAUCAUUGAUGGAAAGGAAGUGGACAACAAGACAGCCGAGGCCCUUGAUCCCCAAAGGUUUAGAGGACGGGACUUUUCUGAGUUGGAAGAGAAGUCAUUACUAGGAUACAACUCGAUCUACAAAACUGUAAAGUCGUCCAGUUAG
Molecule: messenger RNA, 1203 nt
Organism: Fusarium poae
Lineage: Eukaryota; Fungi; Ascomycota; Sordariomycetes; Hypocreales; Nectriaceae
Exons: 1
Coding region: 1-1203 (400 amino acids)
Cellular component (GO): cytoplasm
Molecular function (GO): oxidoreductase activity
Source: RefSeq, a predicted model, not a curated record